This is a messenger RNA of Aspergillus wentii DTO 134E9, 1338 nucleotides long. RefSeq names its product NAD(P)/FAD-dependent oxidoreductase. The coding region runs from base 1 to 1338 and encodes 445 amino acids. Gene Ontology annotation, molecular function: saccharopine oxidase activity; sarcosine oxidase activity; flavin adenine dinucleotide binding. The record is from RefSeq and is a predicted model, not a curated record. NCBI's taxonomy places the organism in Eukaryota, Fungi, Ascomycota, Eurotiomycetes, Eurotiales, Aspergillaceae. The transcript has 2 exons.
AUGGCACCUGCGCUAAAUUCUACAUCCUCUAUUCUCAUUGUCGGAGCAGGCACUUGGGGUUGUUCGACUGCUCUCCAUCUUGCUCGUCGUGGAUAUAAAAAUGUCACCGUCUUGGAUCCCCAUCCUGUUCCGUCACCCAUUGCGGCAGGAAACGACAUCAACAAAAUCAUGGAGCAUAGGGAGUCAAAGGACUCCGAAACCGACCCGAAAAGCAUCGCCUUCACAACCUGUUCGCGAGCAGCAUUGAAAGGAUGGAAAACAGACCCUGUUUUUCAGCCAUAUUUCCAUGAGACAGGUGCUAUCGUCUCUGGACACACACCGGCACUCAUCGAACAUAUAAAAGAAUCCGAAAUUGACCCCUCAAUCGGAACCUUUGAAAAGUUGGAAACAGCAGAUGAGUUUCGAAGGACCAUGCCGGCGGGUGUGCUGACAGGCGAAUUCACUGGUUGGAAGGGCUGGUUUAACAAGACUGGUGCUGGAUGGAUUCAUGCCAAAAAGGCAAUGUUUUCAGCUUUUACCGAAGCAAAGCGACUAGGAGUUACCUUCGUGACUGGCCCUCCGCAAGGGAAUACCGUGUCUUUGGUGUAUGAGAAUGGGGAUGUAAUUGGAGCCAAAACAGCAGAUGGGACUAUUCACCGUGCAGAUCAUACUAUCCUCUCUGCUGGUGCAGGCAGUGACCGCCUCCUCGACUUUAAGAAACAACUUCGUCCUACCGCAUGGACUCUAUGCCAUAUCAAAAUGACACCAGAGGAAGCAAAAAUGUACCGGAAUCUUCCUGUUUUAUUCAACAUCGCCAAAGGCUUCUUCAUGGAGCCUGAUGAGGAUAAACACGAGCUUAAGAUCUGUGACGAACAUCCCGGAUAUUGCAACUUUGUUGCAGACCCAGAGCAUGGUGGAGAAACGAGAAGUAUCCCAUUCGCAAAGCAUCAGAUUCCCCUCGAGGCAGAAGCUCGCGCAAGAGACUUCCUCCGCGAUACGAUGCCACAUCUAGCUACUCGUCCAUUGGCCUUUGCCCGCAUCUGCUGGGAUGCCGAUACACCAGACCGGGCCUUUUUGAUCGAUCGACACCCCGAUCAUCCCUCCCUUCUGGUUGCCGUCGGGGGGUCUGGAAACGGGGCAAUGCAGAUGCCUACUAUUGGGGGGUUUAUCUCAGAUGCAUUAGAGGGCAAGCUCCAAAAGGAACUGAAGGAUGUAGUUCGGUGGCGGCCUGAGACAGCUGUUGAUCGGGAUUGGAAAGAUACGCAGGACCGAUUUGGAGGGCCCAACAAGGUGAUGGACUUUCAAAAAAUUGGUGAAGAUGAAUGGACGAGAAUCGAGGAGGGAAAAAGUCGACUUUAG